CGCCAUUCCUUCCCACCAAUAACUCCCUCUCUAUCUCACCAUGCAUCAACCUACUCUGUCUUUCUCUCUGCCUCUGCCUCUGUCUUCCAUCUUUCUCUUAUCUCCUGUUCCCAAGCCCAUACAGCACCUUGUCUCUCAUAUCAUUCAAUUACCACAGUCCACAGUUGAAGGGUGGGGAGGGAAGAGGAAAAACCCAAAAAGCUCUUCUUUCACAUUUUCCAACUCCUACUACUCUAAACUCUUGUCUUUCCCACUCCCUCCUUCCUCUUUAUUACUAGAAGCCACUUCUCUGCUCCUUUUUAUUUCACUACGCCUCCUCUAAACUCUCGUCUCGUCUUUCCCAAUCCCAAAUUGCCAUAAUUCGUUCCAUAUAUGGAGACUGAGCUAGACAAGAGGACUAAUGCAGAGGAGGAAGCAGCAGCAGCAACAGCAGCCAGAGUCUUCCCCUGUCUCUUCUGUUCAAGAAAAUUCUACAGCUCUCAGGCUCUGGGCGGCCACCAAAACGCUCACAAGAAGGAGAGGAACGCAGCCAGGAAGGCCAAAAGAGCAUCAUCGGAAUACGCCACCGCCGCCGCCACGCCAUCCCCGCCUUUGGUUUUCUCUCCGGCAGCCCACCACCUGGGAGUUCCGAUGCUGCAUCACCCAAAUUCCCUCUACAUAACUGCGCAUGCAGCCAGCCUGCAGUGCUGUCCUACGACCACCGCCGCCCACCACCACCAUCGCCAAUUCGCGGGCCGUUUCGGAGCAAAUGGGGGCGGGCCCAGGUUCGACGGCAUGGUGCUUUACGGCGGGAGGCUGCACCGUCAGCAGCAGCAGCAGGAGGAAGACGAACAGAGCUUCGCGAAUUGGCAGAGGAGCAUAAGGUGCAGCAGCGAGGAGAGUAAUUACGAGUUCAAGGGAGAUCAACUGCGUAAUCUGCCAAUCGCUAUCAGUGGCAAUUCGAGUGCCAAGAAGAAGAUUGAGAAUAAGGAUCAAAAGCUUGAUUUGUCGCUCCAUUUGUGAAGAGGGUUUCAAUGGCCGCAAACAUCCGUUUUUUUUUUUUUCACUCUUUUAAAUGAGCUUUUCAACUUUUCUCAUCUUUUUCCAUUUUGUUACUCUGUAGCUCUUCUGCGGGCGUUUAAAGGAUUGGCAGUGGCCUUUUUGGAUUUUCCAUUGCCGACUGAAGUCAGGGAAGUGAAGACUGUUAAACCAGUUUAAAUAAUUAAAUCCCGGUUUAAAGUUUAAUGAUCAGAUCACAGUUUGGAAAGUGAAAACUGUUCAACAAAGAUAUUGUCUAGCGAUAAAAUCAUUAAUUUUAU
Messenger RNA from Linum trigynum, 1298 nucleotides. Lineage: Eukaryota; Viridiplantae; Streptophyta; Magnoliopsida; Malpighiales; Linaceae. The record is from the annotation of a GenBank genome assembly.